ACUCCGAACAUUCUCCUCAUCCCAUCCUCAAAGUCCUAGCUCCUCUCAACAUGUCCUGCAACAGCUGCUCUGGAAAUUUUUCCCAGUCCUUUGGGGGCCAACUGCAGUAUCCGAUUUCUUCAGGUGGUUCCUCCUACCCCAACAAUGUUUUCUACAGCACCGACCUCCAAACUCCCAUCACACACCAGCUGGGCUCCUCUCUUCACAGUGGGUGCCAGGAAACCUUCUGUGAGCCCACCAGCUGCCAGACGUCCUAUGUGGUCUCUAGACCCUGCCAGAGGCCUUUCUACAGCCAGAGGAUUCGAGGGUCAUGCAGCCCCUACCAGUCAACUUUCUCAGGAUCCCUGGGAUUUGGUUCCAGGGGUUUCCAGUCUUUUGGUUGUGGCUACCCAACCCUGGGUUUUGGAUCCCGUGGUUUCCAGUCAGUGGGAUGUGGUACCGGUAAUUUCUCAUCCCUAAAUGGUGGAUCCAGCUUUUACCGCCCAACCUGCUUCUCUUCCAAAAGCGUCCAGUCUGUUUCUUACCAACCAACCUGUGGAACUGGCUUCUUCUGAUCUGUAUUGGGGAAAUUAGAAAUGUAAAAGAUGCUUACUGCCUACUAUGCUAGAAACCAGUCUUUUGCUUUUCUAUAUUAGUCUAGGAAUUUGACUUCUAUUCAUAAGUUUCUAUAUUUGGGAAAUGUAUUUAAUUGGAGAAAGAUGCUAAAUUUUUUCUUAUAUAUUAUAGGCAUGCAAAAAUCAAGCAUAAUUCUUUCUUCAUGUAUCCCUUAGUAAUUAUUCAGAGUUCCAGUCUUGAUUUUUAAAAGAGGAAGGUUGUAAGUUUAAAUAAAAAUAU
Messenger RNA from Grammomys surdaster, 834 nucleotides. RefSeq names its product keratin-associated protein 14. The coding region runs from base 51 to 554 and encodes 167 amino acids. The record is from RefSeq and is a predicted model, not a curated record. The transcript has a single exon. Lineage: Eukaryota; Metazoa; Chordata; Mammalia; Rodentia; Muridae.